Molecule: messenger RNA, 1962 nt
Organism: Coprinopsis cinerea okayama7#130
Lineage: Eukaryota; Fungi; Basidiomycota; Agaricomycetes; Agaricales; Psathyrellaceae
Exons: 8
Coding region: 1-1962 (653 amino acids)
Source: RefSeq, a predicted model, not a curated record
AUGGCUACUCUACCACAUAUCGAGAUGACGUCCCUCGUAGACGAUCUCGAGCCAAUUUUGCAAUCCAACUAUGGAUAUGGAAGCGUGUACCACUACACAGAGACGUUCAUCGAUGCUCCAGACCCCUGUUUGACGAUCGAAGGCGUCGGAACCCUCAAAUAUCCUUUGGACGAAGCCGAAGCGGAUAUGAUCAAAUCAGCCCCGUACACGCCCUGUGCAGGUGGUGGACGACGUCUCGACCCGAAAGCGGUUUCUAUCAGCAACGACUUGCUGCUUUGGCUCCGCGACACGGUUUUGGAACCUGUAUGUGACACUUUGCAUAUCCCGGAUACGGAAGAGGAGGAACCGCAUCUGCGGCUUCACAGUGUCGUGUUCUAUCCCCAGGGCUCAAGAUAUCUCUCGAACGAGCGGUCCAACAUCCCGGAUGACGCAGUCGCCUCGGUGGCCGUUGCACUCUACUCUUCCCACUGCGAAGGAGGAGAGCUGACGUUCAAGUGGGGCGAUAUGAAGGCAACGCUCGGAGAAUUCGAACCUGAACAAGCGAAGGGCCCAGUACAUACCCGCGUCAUUGGCUGCUUCAUCGACACUCAGCAAAUCAUGGAACCGAUCACCUCUGGAUACCAACUCAUCCUUUCCUACGACCUUAUCCAUCCCUCUCCCGAGGUUACCCGCUCAGCGCUGAUAGACUCGGCCGACGUCGAGGACGACUUCCGUGAGAUUCUACGUCGAUGGUCGACGCAGCAGUACAUGCUCGGCGUCCCGUCUCCACCCCUGGUGGUUCACAACCUAGGACCACAUACACUGUACGACCCAAAGGCACUUGCGCAAUGGGGCAUGAAGGUCCUGAAAGGACCCGAUACUCCCAAAGUUGCUUGCUUGCAGCCCAUAGUGGAAGAAUUGGGUUUCAAGAUCGGCUUUGCUACGCUCACGCUCAACCGUGGCAUGGGUCCAGAGACAUGCGACUGCGAAGCCUCCAAAGCGUGUGACGCCUGCGCUGCCUCCGGUCACUACACAGACAGCUACUACCUAUCAGGAAUGGUCGGACUGGACGGACAAGAAUUGUUUGGCCCUGGACUUUACCAGUCGAACCCCAACCCUUUGGUUUCGGAACUCGCUAUUAUCCCAUCUGUAGAACCCUAUGAAACGCAUGACUUUCCCCCACUAGCCGCGGAUGUCAGUCGCACCAUCAAGAUUACUACCACCGCACUCCUCCUUUUCGACGGCCGAGACGAGUCAUUCAUCAAGUUUCACCUCAACGGCGGAAUCCCGUUGAGCUGGUACAAGUCAGAUACCUUCAACCGAAUUCUUUCAUACUCCUCCACCGAUCACGCCAAAGACAUUGCCUUGAACGUUCUACGGGCCUUCCAAGACCCCGUUCUUUCACUUUCCCGCCCCUUUCCGCUUUACCCCAGAGCUACUGCGCUGACACUGAUGAGCAAGGCGAUUCGUUGGCAUGAUUUUCCAAUCUGGGAGAAAUCUGCUGCUCUUGUUGAUUAUUUCAUCCCUGCUAUCGAGCUCGAAGGAAUCAAGAAAGCGCUGAUGGAAUUUGGACUCGAUGUGAUGCGGGAGACGUUAUUUGUGCUGAUCGACAACAACUACUGCUUCACGACACGACUUGACCUGAUCAAGGCUGUCUCAUCACUGUUCCAACACAGCCUUGCAAAGCGCCUCUGCGACGCCCUUUACUCGCACGCGAUGAGGACAUAUAACGCCGGCGAUCCUGGCGACGCUGCCGCGCUGGUGGAAGCGAUGCACAACUUCGACAAUGGUUCGAAGAUCAUGCUUGACAUGCACCUUGGCCAGGCGGAACCUGCAUUUUGGAUGCAGCUCGCCCUCUACUUGCAUGCCAGAUUGAUUCUCAACCAGGAACAAGAGGCCAGAAACCGUCUGCCCUUGGACAAACUCAUUGAUCGAUGUGUACAUGCUUGCCUUCCGUUGUGGACACCUUUCAGAGACAUCUGA